Molecule: messenger RNA, 2052 nt
Organism: Cryptomeria japonica (Japanese cedar)
Lineage: Eukaryota; Viridiplantae; Streptophyta; Pinopsida; Cupressales; Cupressaceae
Product: histone acetyltransferase of the MYST family 1
Exons: 9
Coding region: 328-1647 (439 amino acids)
Biological process (GO): regulation of DNA-templated transcription
Molecular function (GO): histone acetyltransferase activity
Source: RefSeq, a predicted model, not a curated record
AAGUCUGUUCCGCCUCAUUAGAAUAUACACAUCUAGAAGUUUGUUCCGCUUUCGCCCAAACGUCGGGAAGUUUUAACGGAGGGCUCAUUUUCCCUAGGCUCCUGUAUAAUUUAGGGUUUUAAAACGCUGUUGAAGACAUUCCUAUUCUGGGUAUUUUUGUUUUGCCUGUAAUUCUUUCGUCAACUGUUUGUCUGUACAUAUAUUCAAAUAAGAAAGCGUUCUACCGAAGGUGGACCCUCCUUCCGAAGAAAAUCAAUUUCAGGUACCUCAUAGCAACUAAACCCUAAUAAAUAUCUGGUUUUCACGCUUGCCGGGUUUUAGUUGGACAUGGGAUCCCUGAAUGAUUCUAUCGGUAACGCCGAUGUAAGGCAUGAUAAUGGCAAGGAUUUAAUGAGAUACAAGAUUAAAACUGAAAAUACUCUAAAUAACGGAGGCAAUGACAAUUCAAAGAGGAGAAGAGUGUGCCCUCUGCCUCUUGAAGUUGGCACUCGUGCCCAAUGCAGAUGGAGGGAUUCCAAGCUCCACCCUGUCAAAGUUAUUGAACGUCGCAGGAUUCCAUUUGGCGGACCUAAUGAUUAUGAAUAUUAUGUUCAUUACACUGAGUUCAAUAGAAGGCUUGAUGAGUGGGUGAAGAUUGAGCAACUUGAACUUGAGUCUGUAGAGACUGAUGCAGAUGAAAAAAUCGAGGACAAAGGUGGAAGCUUGAAAAUGACUCGUCACCAAAAACGCAAAAUUGAUGAAACACAUGUUGAAGAGGGUCAGGGUCAUGAGGAUUUUGAUCCUGCUAGCCUUCGAGAGCAUGAAGAGUUUACAAAAGUGAAGAACAUAGCAAAGAUUGAGCUUGGGAGGUACGAGAUUGAGACGUGGUACUUUUCACCCUUCCCUCCUGAAUACAAUCACUGUGAUAAAUUGUUCUUCUGCGAAUUUUGUCUCAACUUUAUGAAGCGGAAAGAACAACUUCAAAGACAUAUGAGAAAAUGCGACCUGAAACAUCCACCUGGAGAUGAAAUUUAUCGCAGUGGGACUCUCUCCAUGUUUGAGGUUGAUGGGAAGAAGAACAAGAUAUAUGGGCAGAACCUUUGCUAUCUGGCAAAGUUGUUCCUAGAUCACAAGACACUUUAUUAUGAUGUUGACUUGUUUCUAUUCUAUAUUCUUUGUGAAUGUGAUGAUCGAGGUUGCCAUAUGGUUGGGUAUUUUUCAAAGGAGAAACAUUCUGAUGAAGCAUAUAAUUUGGCCUGCAUUCUUACUCUUCCACCAUAUCAGAGGAAAGGAUAUGGAAAAUUUCUCAUAGCCUUUUCUUAUGAAUUAUCUAAGAAGGAAGGGAAGGUUGGAACCCCUGAGCGACCUUUGUCUGAUCUUGGGUUUUUGAGUUACAGAGGAUAUUGGACAAGGGUUCUUCUUGAUAUUUUGAAGAAACAUAGGGGUAAUAUAUCAAUCAAGGAACUAAGUGAUAUGACAGCUAUCAAGGUAGAAGAUGUUAUCAGUACGCUGCAGGUUCUAGAUCUUAUUCAGUAUCGAAAAGGACAACAUGUUAUUUGUGCCGAUCCCAAGGUUUUAGAUCGUCACUUGAAAGCUGCUGGUGUUGCUGGUUUGGAAGUUGAUGUUUCUAAGCUCAUCUGGACUCCCUACAAAGAACAAUGUGGAUAAAUUUUUAAUCUCAUUGGCAGUAAUUUCUUUUAUCAAAAUUCUUUGUGAAAAGGCAUUUUGUACAAGAAUAUCAGUUUCUUGUGCAUCCUCUUGAUGGGGAGUGUGUGAAAAUUAUUUCUGCUUAGAACAUUUGUAAUAUUGUUUCUGUUUGUCAUCUGCCAUGCUCCUAAUGUGAGGAAUGCACCUUUUGAUUUAGUGAAAGGCUAAAAGUCUGAUCUUGGCAGUAUGCGAUAGUUUGUUGUCAUUUAGGGUUGAUUUAAAUAACAUUGUAGCAUACAGAUACAUUGGUUUAGGGAAAAUUGUAUUUGCCCUUUAUUUUAACAGCGAUGAUUGAAUUCUAUUCUACUGAACAAGGAUUAAAAAGAAACGUUUCCUUUUAAAAUGAAAUUAUACGAUUCGACAGCA